Molecule: messenger RNA, 784 nt
Organism: Caenorhabditis elegans
Lineage: Eukaryota; Metazoa; Nematoda; Chromadorea; Rhabditida; Rhabditidae
Gene: T23G4.127
Product: Photosystem II protein I
Exons: 4
Coding region: 191-301 (36 amino acids)
Source: RefSeq, marked reviewed
GGACUAUUCUCAAAUUUCUAACUUGAUCAGCAACAUCUGAAUUAACGAUUGGAAUAUAGCGAAGCGUGUUCACUGGGACAAUAAGUGUCAAGAAGUAUAUUUCCAUCGCAGGUUUUCCUUGGAAAGUAUGAGUCUUCAGUCCGAUCAUCCAAAAUACCCCUUCUGUCAAUAAUGUGACAGCUAGUGACAGAUGACCAACAUGAUCUAUUUGUUAUCGCUCUUCAGUCGGAUUAUAAUAGUUUAUACUCUCAAAAGCACUGCCGCUCUUCCCGGAAGACAAAGCACAGCUAAUGAACGAUGACAGAUCACCGUGUGUGGUGGUGGUGAUGAGGGUGCUCAUUUUUCUGCUCAUUUCAUCAUGACAAGUGGCAAGCGGCUCUAUGAUGUUUUGUUGUGUGUGUUUGAAGAGCGUCGUCGUCUCCGGGGCCCCGUGUGUCAUCUCAUCUUGAGUUAUCGACACGGGUCUUGCAACGAAGAUUGAUUACUCAUGUUAGGACGACAAUCAAUCAAUCGACACACUGCGUUGCCGCCGCCGCCACCGUCUCCCCAUAUCUUCAUUCCUCUCGACAAAUUCGUUUUGUUUGGUUUAGACAAUACUUGUUAAGGAGGGGACCGAUGUUUAUCUAGUUGGCAGGGGUUUUACAAAGCACCCGACAUUUCCCAGGGUCCGCAGUUUGUUGUGAUUAAUUGGAUUUCUCAUGAUGAAUGACAGAUGUCAGGAGCAACGCGAUUUGACAAUUUAAAUCAAUUUCAAAAUAUCACAAAAAUAAAAUGUGCUUGAUUA